AUGAGGAGGAGAAAUACUGCUACAUAUGAGAAUUCGAAAAAGAGGAUAUCAAGUGGAAAACUUGGAAGGUUUCUCAAAGAACAGAGAGGAAGGCUUUACAUAAUGAGAAGAUGUAUAAUCAUUCUAAUUUGUUGGCACGACUAGCAACUUCGAAAUUGUGCAUUCUGAGUUUAAAAUGUAGUAGGUUUUAACAUAUAUUCCUUUUCUUUUUUGUUUUACAUCAUCGGUAUUAGAAAUUUAUUGAUCCAACUAAUCUAAAUUCACGUUGUAUAGGUUUCACAAUAAAUGAAACGUACCCUAUAUAAAAUUUCACGAUUCUAAUUAGGCACAAACUUGAGAUUUCUUAUUUUUUAGCGUUAUUUAUACUCACUAAUUUAUAAUUGCAAGCAUUGUCAGAUAUUCA
Messenger RNA from Solanum lycopersicum (tomato), 403 nucleotides. Its product is annotated as small polypeptide DEVIL 4-like. NCBI's taxonomy places the organism in Eukaryota, Viridiplantae, Streptophyta, Magnoliopsida, Solanales, Solanaceae. Gene Ontology annotation, biological process: negative regulation of cell population proliferation. The record is from RefSeq and is a predicted model, not a curated record.